ACCAACUGCUGGAGCGUGCCAAGAGUCCAUAGCGACGCCCUUUUGAAAUCAGAGGGGGGAAAGACUGCAGUCAGCUUUCAGGCCGAGCGUCUAUGCCUCAGGACGGGAAGACGCUUAGGAUGGAUACCUCACCCCCCGACGAGCCCCUAGGGAAGCAAAACGUAAAUCUGCAAAGCCAGAAUGAGGAACUGGGGUUUAAGGAAAUGGACGGUCUGAGAGAAGCUUUGGCCAACCUUAGGGGACUGUCUGAGGAAGAGAAGGGCGAGAAGGCAAUGCUCCGCUCCCGCAUCCAAGAGCAGUCCCAGCUCAUCUGCAUCCUGAAACGCAGAUCCGAUGAGGCUCUGGAACGCUGCCAGAUCCUGGAACUGCUCAACACUGAGCUGGAAGAGAAGAGGAUGCAGGAAAUAGAGAAGAUGAAGGUCCAGAGUGAGCACGUCCAAAAGCUGGAGGGUCGCUUUAUGACCCUCGCAGCCAACCACGAGCUCAUGAUCCGCUUCAAGGACGAGCACAAGAAUGAAAACAUCAGACUGAAGGAGGAGAACGAGAAGCUGAAGCGGGAGAAUAGCAGCCUCUUCAGUAAGGCUCUGAAAGACCAGGAGGCCAAGGUACUGCAGCUUACUGCACACAACAAGGCCUUGGCGGAGGAACUGCAGGUCUUGAAACAGAGAUGUGCUCACGAUGCCAGCCAGGCUCAGGCCCGAGAGAAGGAGCUGCUGGGUCUGCAGAACCAGCAGGCCUGUGCCCAUGCCGAGGAGAGAGAGCAGCUGCUCAGCCAGCUGCAGAACCUCAAGCAGCAACACCGGCAGGCCACCGAACAGAUGGCGAAGGACCAGGAGGCUCACAGCAGCCUGAGCCAGGAGCUGCAGGCUAGGCUGCAGACUGUCACGCGCGAGAAAGAGGAGCUGCUGCAGCUGUCCAUGGAGAGGGGCAAGGUUCUCCAGAACAAGCAAGCAGAGAUCCGCCAGCUUGAGGAGAAGCUGGAGACCGCAGCCAUGGCCAAGAAGCAUGCACUCGAACGCUUCGAGCAGGAGGCGGUGGCCGUUGACAGUAACUUGAGGGUUCGAGAGCUUCAGCGCAAGGUAGACGGGAUCCAAAAAGCUUAUGACGAGCUCCGUCUCCAAUCAGAAGCCUUCAAAAAGCACAGCCUGGAUCUUUUAAGCAAGGAGAGAGAACUUAACGCCAAACUCCGCCAUCUCUUCCCAUAAGGGAAAUUCUGCCUUCCAUUGCCUGAGGUUAAUACUUCAGAUAUUGUGCCGUAGCUUUAUGGCAAAAGCAAAGAUAAUUCAUUUACUAUACUUUUAAGUACAAAACCACUUUACUAUGACACUGUUGUUGUUGCUGUUGUAAAAUUAUUAAUGUUCAGUUCGACCACCUAGAAUACAUUUAAGAUUAACCAGAGUCCCCACUGUGCCUUUGAAAUUUUCUUUUUUUGUUUGCUUUCUUUAUUAUUUAUUAUGUAUGUAGUAUUGUGUCUGCAUGUACACCUGCAGGCCAAAAGAGGGCAUCAGAUCUCAUUACAGAAGGUUGUGAGCCACCAUGUGCUGGGAAUUGAAUUCAGGACCUUCAGAAGAACAGUCAGUGCUCUUAACCUCUGAGCCAUCUCUCCAGCCCCGAAGUUUUCUUAAGAUUAUCUGUUUCUUCUAUCUCACAACUUACUCAUCUUCAACCUCAGAUGUCUUCCUAUUGCUUAAGAUUUAUGAUUUCAAGGAUCCCGAAAUGAAUGUGCUAUCGUGAAAAAAGGAAAACGUAGCCCCAUUGAUGGUUGCAGAGAGUUAGGCCUACUAUAGCACUGUAGCUAAGAACAU
Molecule: messenger RNA, 1805 nt
Organism: Chionomys nivalis (European snow vole)
Lineage: Eukaryota; Metazoa; Chordata; Mammalia; Rodentia; Cricetidae
Gene: Ccdc89
Product: coiled-coil domain containing 89
Exons: 1
Coding region: 93-1205 (370 amino acids)
Source: RefSeq, a predicted model, not a curated record